This is a messenger RNA of Rubroshorea leprosula, 535 nucleotides long. NCBI's taxonomy places the organism in Eukaryota, Viridiplantae, Streptophyta, Magnoliopsida, Malvales, Dipterocarpaceae. The record is from the annotation of a GenBank genome assembly.
CACACAAUCAACAAAUCUUCCAGAGAGAAAAAAAAAAAAAAAACUCUUUUUCUGAGUAAACAUGAAUUCCAUGUUCAGUAGCUUUGAUGCGUUUUGCGCCGAGUUCUUGGGGCAGAAGGUCAGGGCCUCCUUUGCUUCUUCCGCAAGUUCUGGUGGAAGCAACCUGAUCAGCAAUCGGAAGGCGGUGGAGACGGAGAACGGUGCCCGGAAGCAAGAGGCGAAGGCUGAGAAGAAGCGGCAACAAGCUGCACCGAGGUAUGCGGUGGAAUUCGACGGACUUAACUUCUUUGAGACUCUCGUCUCGCAUUGAUCCGUACCGUUUGGAUCCACGCCUCUUCCGUUGCUCUUGGAUUGAAGCGAAAAGGAGUUAAGAGUUGGAGAAAUAGAUAUCAUACUGUAUAAGAACAAGAAAACAAAAGUUUAUUUAUUCAUAUCUUUGUAAGCAUCUGAUUUAGAAAAUUAACUGAAAUUCAUUCAAUUCAAUAUUGAAUUCGGCUCUUCUUCCUGUGGAUCUAUACGUUCCAUAGAAUUUUUU